Molecule: messenger RNA, 10182 nt
Organism: Austrofundulus limnaeus
Lineage: Eukaryota; Metazoa; Chordata; Actinopteri; Cyprinodontiformes; Rivulidae
Product: inositol 1,4,5-trisphosphate receptor type 1
Exons: 61
Coding region: 437-8656 (2739 amino acids)
Biological process (GO): calcium ion transmembrane transport
Cellular component (GO): membrane; endoplasmic reticulum
Molecular function (GO): inositol 1,4,5-trisphosphate-gated calcium channel activity; inositol 1,4,5 trisphosphate binding
Source: RefSeq, a predicted model, not a curated record
AUGAGCGGCAAGGGAGGAGUUUAUCCUUGAAACCAAACGAAGCGGUWGUCCACAUGAAACUCCGCCUACUCAGUUCUCCGUCGUAAAAGGAGUGAUACAGUUCGAGGUAAGAUGAAGGCACAGGGACAGCAUUUCCCAGCUACCAACACUACAACCGCCUGAAAAGGAGAAGAAGAAGAAGAAGAAGAAGAAGAGUUGGCAGAGAGCCAGGCAGCUCGACCAGCCAGUGCCUGCUGCCCGCCCGCCUGCUUCUGGGAAAGUAUCCGCGGAAAGCUGUCAAAAACCGGAUUAUCUGAGCCGCUGACGGCUGGACGUUCCCCUCGGCCCGGCGGCGAGGAAACCAGAGUCAUGCCGUCUCCCGUAGUCCGGAGAAAGAUGAACAUUUGAGCGGUACGACAGCCGAGGAGGACGAGGUGCUCUCCAGUUUGUGCCAAACAUGUCGGAUAAGAUGUCCAGCUUUUUGCAUAUCGGGGACAUCUGCUCCCUGUACGCRGAGGGAUCCACCAAUGGCUUCAUCAGUACCUUGGGGUUGGUUGAUGACCGCUGCGUGGUCCAGCCUGAUGCCGGGGACCUCAACAACCCUCCAAAGAAGUUCAGAGACUGCCUGUUUAAACUUUGUCCCAUGAACCGCUACUCGGCCCAGAAACAGUUCUGGAAAGCAGCGAAGCCUGGUGGAAACACGGAYGCUGUGCUGCUCAACAAGCUCCAGCAUGCAUCUGACUUGGAGAAGAAACAAAAUGACUCUGAAAACAAAAAACUGCUUGGAACAGUCAUACAGUACGGGAACGUCAUCCAGCUCCUCCACCUGAAGAGCAACAAAUACCUGACUGUGAACAAACGACUGCCUGCGCUGUUGGAGAAGAACGCCAUGAGGGUGAUGCUGGACACCGCAGGAAACGAAGGCUCGUGGUUCUACAUACAGCCCUUCUACAAGCUGCGCUCCAUCGGGGACAAUGUGGUGAUUGGAGACAAAGUGGUCCUGAACCCAGUGAAUGCUGGUCAGCCGCUGCAUGCAAGCACACACCAGCUUGUGGAUAACCCAGGAUGCAAUGAGGUGAACUCUGUAAACUGUAACACCAGCUGGAAGAUCGUCCUGUUCAUGAAAUGGAGCGACAACCAGGAGCUCGUCCUUAAAGGAGGUGACGUUGUACGAUUAUUUCACGCAGAGCAAGAGAAGUUUCUGACUUGUGACGAUCACAGAAAAAAACAGUAUGUUUUCCUCCGCACUACUGGACGGCAGUCAGCUACCUCAGCAACCAGCAGCAAAGCACUCUGGGAGAUAGAGGUCGUACAGCACGAUCCGUGUCGAGGCGGUGCCGGGUACUGGAACAGCCUGUUCAGAUUCAAACACUUGGCCACUGGACACUACUUGGCUGCAGAGGUGAACCCAGAGUACGAAGAGAGGGGCCUUGGUUCCCGCUCUCCUCUUGACUCGGAGCAGGAAGCCUUGCGUGCCCGCUUGAAAACCGCCCCAGAUAAAGUCAUGUACACGCUCGUGUCGGUCCCUGAUGGAAAUGACAUCUCCUCCAUAUUUGAACUUGACCCCACCACCUUAAGAGGAGGAGACUCACUUGUGCCCAGAAACUCAUACGUGCGCCUCAGACACUUGUGCACCAACACGUGGGUUCACAGCACCAACCAGCCCAUUGACAAGGAUGAGGAGAAGCCGGUCAUGCUGCGUAUCGGCACAUCUGCCCUCAAAGAGGACAAAGAGGCAUUUGCCAUCGUUCCCGUCUCCCCGGCUGAAGUCAGAGACCUCGAUUUUGCAAACGACGCCAGUAAGGUUCUGGCAUCUAUCGCAGGAAAGCUGGAGAAAGGCACCAUCACUCAAAAUGAGAGGAGGGCUGUUACCAAGCUCCUGGAGGAUUUGGUGUUCUUUGUAGUGGACAUUCCCAACAACGGACAGGAUGUUCUGGAGAUCAUGGUGAACAAACCCAACAGGGAGCGACAGAAGCUCAUGAGAGAACAGAAUAUUCUCAAACAGAUUUUCAAGCUGCUCCAGGCUCCGUUUACAGACAGCGGUAAUGGACCCAUGCUGCGACUGGACGAGCUGGCUGACCAGCGCCACGCCCCCUUCAGACACAUCUGUCGCUUGUGUUAUAGAGUUUUACGUCAUUCUCAGCAAGACUACCGCAAAAACCAGGAGUAUAUCGCCAAGCAGUUUCGCUUCAUGCAGAAACAGAUCGGCUAYGACGUCCUGGCAGAAGACACGAUCACGGCUCUGCUCCACAACAACCGCAAGCUUCUGGAGAAGCACAUCACAGCUGCAGAGAUUGACACGUUUGUGAGCUUGGUUCGCAAGAACCGCGAGCCAAGGUUUCUGGAUUACCUGUCAGAUUUGUGUGURUCGAUGAACAAGUCCAUCCCUGUAACACAAGAACUCAUCUGUAAYGCUGUGCUGGAUCCAGCAAACCAAGACAUCCUCAUAGAAACCAAGCUGGUGCUGUCACGGUUUGAGAUUGAGGCAGUGCAGCUCGGGGAGAACUCUGUGGAGUCAGAGGAGGAUGAGGAGGAGGUGUGGCUGUUCUGGAAGGAAAGCAAUAUCAAAGAAACACGCAGUAAAAGCAUCAGGGAGCUGGCCCAGGAUGCCAAGGAGGGCCAGAAGGAGGACAAGGAAGUGGUCAGUUACUACAGGUACCAGCUGAACCUGUUCGCCAGGAUGUGUUUGGACCGUCAGUACCUGGCAAUCAACAAGAUCUCCGUGCAGCUGGAUGUUGACCUGAUUUUGCGGUGCAUGUCAGACGAAGACCUGCCCUUCGACUUGCGGGCCUCCUUCUGCAGAUUGAUGCUCCACAUGCAUGUGGACCGCGACCCCCAGGAGCAAGUUACCCCGGUCAAAUACGCACGGCUUUGGUCCGAGAUCCCCUCACAAAUCGAGAUCAACGACUAUGACAACGACGGGACGUCUAAAGAUGAAAUUAAAGAGCGAUUCUCACAGACGAUGGAGUUCGUUGAGAACUACCUCAGGGAUGUGGUGUGUCAGAACUUUCCUUUUACACACAAAGAAAAGAACAAGCUCACCUUUGAGGUGGUGAAUCUAGCCAGGAACCUGAUUUAUUUUGGCUUCUACAACUUCAGCGAUCUGCUCAGACUCACUAAAAUCCUGCUAGCUAUUCUAGAUUGUGUCCAUGUGAACCCCAUUUUCCCCUUCGCCAAGCCGGACAAAGGAGAGGACAGCAAAGGGAGUAACGUGAUGAGAUCCAUUCAUGGCGUAGGAGAACUAAUGUCCCAAGUUGUCCUGAGAGGCGGUGGUUUCCUUCCUAUGCCUUCAAGCAGGAUCUCAGAUGGAGAUGCAGUGAAGACACAGUUUGAACCUGAGAAAGAGGACAUUCUUGUCAUGGACACCAAGCUCAAGAUUAUUGAAAUUUUGCAGUUCAUCCUGAAUGUCCGUCUGGACUACAGGAUCUCCUGCCUCCUGUCCAUCUUCAAGAGAGAGUUUGAUGAGAGUAAUUCCCAGAGUGACACAUAUUUACCUGGAUCAGUAGAAAGUCCAAACAUUAUGCCAGGGGCGUUGGAUUUCGAACACAUAGAAGARCAGGCAGAGGGGAUCUUUGGUGGAAGUGAAGAGAACACGCCGCUGGACCUGGACGAUCAAGGUGGACGGACCUUUUUGAGGGUCCUGCUCCACUUAACCAUGCAUGACUAUCCUCCUCUGGUGUCCAGAGCCCUGCACCUGCUUUUCAGACAUUUCAGCCAGAGACAGGAGGUCCUUCAGGCGUUUAAGCAGGUGCAGCUGCUGGUCACCAGCCAGGAUGUGGAAAACUACAAGCAGAUAAAGUCGGAUCUUGACCAGCUGCGUUCGAUUGUAGAAAAAUCGGAGCUCUGGGUUUAUAAGAGGCAGGGACCCGAUGAGGCCAUGGACGCAGGAGAGGUGGCAGAACAUAAAACGCAGGACUCCGGGGCCACAGACAAGCCAAAGAAAGCAGAGAGCACGAGCAGUUACAACUACAGGGUUGUAAAGGAGAUCCUGCUGCGUCUCAGCAGGUUGUGUGUCCAAGAAGGUCUGUCUGGUAGGAAGAGCAGGAAACAGCAGCAGAGGCUGCUCAGGAACAUGGGGGCUCACACUGUGGUCCUUGAGCUGCUACAGAUCCCCUAUGAAAAGGGAGAAGAUGUGCGUAUGCAGGAUAUAAUGAAGCUCGCCCAUCAGUUUCUGCAGAACUUCUGUGCAGGAAACCCACAGAACCAAGCCCUGCUUCAUAAACACAUCAAUCUUUUCCUCAAUCCAGGGAUUCUUGAAGCUGUCACCAUGCAGCACAUUUUYAUGAACAACUUCCAGCUGUGCAGCGAGAUCAACGAGCGCGUGGUCCAACACUUCGUCCACUGCAUCGAGACACAUGGCCGCAGCGUGCAGUAUCUCAAAUUCCUACAGACCAUCGUCAAAGCAGAGAACAAGUUCAUUAAAAAGUGUCAGGACAUCGUCAUGGCGGAGCUGGUGAAUGCAGGAGAAGAUGUCCUGGUCUUCUACAACGAUCGUGCCUCCUUCCAGACUCUAACCCAGAUGAUGCGAUCAGAGCGGGACCGCAUGGAUGAGAACAGUCCGCUGAUGUACCACAUCCACCUGGUGGAGCUUUUGGCUGUCUGCACCGAGGGCAAGAACGUCUACACUGAGAUCAAGUGCAACUCUCUGUUACCACUGGAUGACAUUGUUCGGAUCGUGACCAACGAAGACUGCAUACCUGAGGUUAAGAUCGCCUACAUCAACUUUCUCAACCACUGCUACGUCGACACUGAGGUCGAAAUGAAGGAGAUCUACACCUCCAACCACAUGUGGAAACUUUUUGAUAACUUUCUGGUUGACAUUUGCAGAGUGUGCAACAACACAAGUGACAGAAAGCAUGCAGACACCAUUCUGGAGCGUUACGUGACCGAGACGGUUAUGAGCAUCGCAACCACCUUCUUCAGCUCUCCUUUCUCUGACCAGAGCACAAGCCUGCAGACCAGGCAGCCAGUCUUUGUGCAGCUGCUGCAGGCUGUGUUCAGGGUUUAUCACUGCCACUGGCUGAACUCAGCCCAGAAGGGUUUUGUUGAGAACUGUAUCAAAGUCCUGUCCGAUGUYGCUAAAAGCAGAGCGAUAGCUAUUCCUGUGGACCUGGACAAUCAGGUGAACAACCUGUUUGUGAAAUCCAACAACAUUGUGCAAAAGACAGCCUUGAGCUGGAGACUCUCUGUUCGCAACUCCACCCGCAGGGAGUCUGUGGUGACCACCUCAAGGGACUACAGGAACAUCAUCGAGAGGCUGCAGGACAUUGUGUCUGCCUUGGAGGACCGUCUGCGUCCACUGGUGCAGGCCGAGCUCUCAGUCCUGGUGGACGUGCUGCAUCGGCCUGAGCUGCUCUUCCCUGAAAACACAGACUCACGCAAGAAGUGUGAGAGCGGGGGGUUUAUAUGCAAGUUGAUCAAACAUACCAAACAGCUUGUGGAGGAAAAUGAGGAGAGGCUGUGUAUCAAAGUUCUGCAAACGCUCCGGGAGAUGAUGACCAAAGACAGAGGUUACGGAGAGAAGCUCAGGGCCUUUGAUGAUGAGAUGGAUUUGCCUAAGAAGCUGGAACACAACCUUCCUGAGAAACUGUUGGCGGACCAGAAGAGGGGUGAGGCGCUGAGACAAAUUCUGGUGAGCCGUUACUAUGGCAACUUCCACCGGAGUGGUGGGCGGAGGGAGAGCCUGACRUCAUUUGGCAAUGGCCCCCUCAGUCCGGUAGGAUCAGGCAGGAACCAAUCAGCUUUAGGGGGUCCAGGUGGUCUGAGUCGAGGGGAAAUGACCCUUACAGAGGUGCAGUGCCAUCUGGACAAAGAAGGAGCUUCUGAUCUGGUGAUCGACCUAAUCAUGAACACAACUAGUGAUCGUGUCUUCCAAGAAAGCAUCCUGUUGGCCAUAGCGCUGCUGGAAGGAGGAAACACAACCAUACAGCGUUCCUUCUUUUUACGUCUGACUGAUGACAAGAACUCAGAAAAGUUCUUCCGGGUCUUUUAUGACCGUAUGAAGUCAGCUCAGCAGGAGAUCAAAGCCACUGUGACAGUCAACACAAGCGACCUGGGAAACAGGAAGAGGGACGAUGACAGCCAGGAUAAAGAUAUCCCUGUCCGCAAAAAAGUACGAGAAACGACAAUAACCAUGACAGAGGAUGUGAAAGAGCAACUGUUAGAGGCCUCAUCUGCUACUAAGAAGGCCUUUAACUCUUAUCGACAAGAAGCUGACCCAGAGGACCACUUUCCCUCAGCAGAUGGCCAGCCCAGCUCCGGGGACAAGAAUCAGGAUGAGGGGGAGAUGAGUUUUGUGAUUGUUAUCAUGCAACCUAUUCUUCGCUUCCUUCAGCUACUUUGUGAGAAUCACAACCGUGACCUACAGAACUUCCUUCGUUGUCAGAACAAAAAGAACAACUACAACCUGGUGUGUGAGACCCUGCAGUUCUUAGACUGCAUCUGUGGCAGCACCACAGGGGGCCUCGGCCUACUGGGACUGUACAUCAAUGAGAAGAACGUUGCCCUCAUUAACCAAACUUUGGAGAGUCUGACAGAGUACUGUCAAGGCCCCUGCCAUGAAAACCAGAAUUGCAUAGCCACUCACGAGUCCAAUGGUAUUGAUAUAAUUAUUGCACUAAUUCUCAAUGAUAUCAACCCACUUGGAAAGAAACGGAUGGAUCUUGUGUUGGAGCUCAAGAACAAUGCGUCCAAGCUGCUGCUCGCCAUCAUGGAGAGCCGACACGACAGUGAGAAUGCUGAGAGGAUCCUGUACAACAUGAAGCCUAAAGAGCUGGUGGAAGUUAUAAAAAAGGCCUACCUUCAAGGUGAGGUAGAGUUUGAGGACAUAAUUGAUGAAGAGGAUACUGUAGAAGAGGAGGAACAUGAUCCUGCGUCACCCAGAAAUGUUGGACACAACAUCUAUAUUUUAGCUCACCAGUUGGCGCGCCAUAAUAAAGAGCUCUCCAUGAUGUUGAAGCCAGGAGGAGCCAGCGGAGAGGGAGACGAGGCCCUAGAGUUUUAUGCCAAGCACACGGCUCAGAUAGAGAUUGUGCGUUUGGAUCGCACCAUGGAGGAGAUUGUGUUUCCUGUACCUAACAUCUGUGAGUUCCUGACCUCAGAGUCGAAGCUACGGGUCUACUACACCACGGAGAGAGACGAGCAGGGCAGUAAGAUUAACGACUUCUUCAUGCGGUCAGAGGACCUCUUCAACGAGAUGAACUGGCAAAAGAAGCUCAGAGCCCAGCAUGUUCUGUAUUGGUGYUCCAGAAACAUGUCCGUGUGGAGCAACGUCUCCUUUAAACUGGCUUUGCUCAUGAACCUGCUGGUCUGUUUCUUCUACCCCCUGGAGGGGGUGUAUGGAGGAAUGCUGGAGCCCCACGUGUCUGCUCUGCUAUGGGUGGGAGUCUUUGCAACGCUGGUCAUUGUUGUGCUCAUGCCCCAACCACUGGGUAUCCAAGCCCUGGUCAUUGUUACGAUUCUUCGCCUCAUCUUCUCUGUGGGCCUGGAGCCCACACUCUUCCUUCUGGGUGCUUUCAAUGUUUGCAAUAAGAUCAUCUUCUUAAUAAGUUUUGUUGGAAAUCGGGGGACCUUCACGCGAGGAUAUAAAGCUAUGGUGAUGGACUUUGAGUUCCUCUAUCACCUCUUCUACCUGAUCAUCUGCUGCCUGGGGGUGUUUGUCCACGUGUUUUUCUACAGUCUGUUGCUGUUUGACUUGGUUUACCGAGAGGAGACGCUGCUGAACGUAAUCAAGAGCGUGACUCGAAAUGGCCGCUCCAUUGUCCUGACGGCUGUGCUCGCUCUCAUUUUGGUCUACCUGUUCUCUAUUGUCGGCUACAUCUUCUUUAAAGACGACUUCAUMCUAGAGGUGGACCGGAUACCAAACGCCACACUAAAAAAUGGAGACACCAUGGCUGGAGAGUUUUUUACUACAAGAAUGUGUCACAAUGAAAACUGCAGCUCCAGUGUUCUGCUGGAAGAAAACGAGGAUGGCGAGGAGGAGGAGGACAGCGACAAGGAGCGGACAUGUGACUCUCUCCUGAUGUGUAUUGUUACCGUGUUGAGUCACGGUUUGAGGAGUGGAGGAGGUGUGGGGGAUGUUCUCCGUAAACCUUCAAAGGAGGAGCCACUGUUUGCAGCCAGAGUGAUUUAUGACCUGCUGUUCUUUUUCAUGGUCAUUAUCAUCGUCCUCAACCUCAUUUUUGGUGUAAUUAUUGACACCUUUGCUGACUUGAGAAGUGAAAAACAAAAGAAAGAAGAAGUUUUGAAAACGACUUGCUUCAUUUGUGGCCUGGAGCGUGACAAGUUUGACAACAAGACGGUGACUUUUGAAGAGCACAUCAAGGAGGAGCAUAAUAUGUGGCACUAUCUGUACUUCAUAGUUCUGGUAAAAGUCAAAGACUCGACAGAAUACACAGGUCCUGAGAGCUACGUGGCUGAGAUGAUCAAGGAGCACAACCUGGACUGGUUUCCUCGGAUGCGUGCCAUGUCACUGGUGAGCAGCGAUGCCGAGGGCGAGCAGAAUGAAAUCAGGAGCCUGCAGGAGAAGCUGGAGUCAACCAUGAGGCUGGUGGCCAACUUGUCUGGACAGCUGACUGAGCUGAAGGAGCAAAUGACGGAGCAGAGGAAGCAGAAACAACGAAUUGGACUUCUGGGUCACCCCCCACACUUGAAUAUUAAUCCCCAGCAACCUGCGUGAGGCCAAUUUCAUCAGUCCCUGAGUGUGUCUGACAGACCCACACUCCAUUAAAGAAUACGAAAAAGCGCCCAAAUGUAUUCAGACUAACGCCUGACAUCAUUCUUCAGCAGACACUGCUAGAUUUCUUUUAAUCAGCAGGUAUGUUUUGAGAGUCUGUGUGAAGGGAAAAUUGUACGCUCCACAGCGUGGGGGUGUCUGUGGGGGUUAAGUGUGCACAAAGUGCCUCAGGACGUCAGAAGUCGAGUCCUGUAAGUCAAGACGAUGAACGCAGAUUUAAAGUUCACGUCUCCGACUGUCUUCUGGGUUACACCUCUUUUACAGCCAAAGUUUAGUCAGUGUUCCUGAAGGAGUUUUCCCACUAAGUGUCCUUGUGAUGAGGUUUUAAUCCUCAACGUUUCACCAGCAAAACUCAGGUCACAUWACAGCUUUGUUCCACCUGUACAACUCAUUAUUUAAAAUUCUGUUUUCAUCUGACAGCAAUGGGAUGCAAGAGCAUAUGCAAUGUCGAAGAAGAAGUCACUAUUUUUGUUUUAUAUUUGAUUUUUUAUUGGAAAUUGUGUUUUCUAAUCAAAAUAUAAGAACACAMCAGGGUUAAAUGGUAUUCAUAAUUUCCCAAUUGUUUUUAAUUAUUUCCAUAAUGUGGCUUAGUUAUGUUUUAAAACCCAUAUUGUUUUUUUUUUUUGAAGGCGUGUUUUCACUUUUAGAAUUCCUGACUAUCUUAAACUGAGGUCUUGUUUGCUCUAGGUCAGUUAAGAUAAAAAAAAAGAGGUAAGACAGAUUUGAAGCUACGUUGAAGCUUUUAGUUAAGAUAAAUAACCCUGACCUCUGAGAACCUUUUCCAAAUGACAAAUGGAUAGAACGAACUUACUGGAGAAACACAGCAAAUGUUUUAGCUUUAAUAUACAAAAAGGUUAAGGGUUCUUGUUUUUAUUAYGCUUGUUUUUUGGAGUUCCAGCGGAAAUGUGUGUCUAAACAAYGAUCUUGAGCAAAAUGUUAUGCAGACUUUGAUUUUAUUCCACUUCAGUCUACACAGAGUAACGUACACUUACAUCAGUUUAGUCCUCUGCACUGAUACUUUUUGUAGCACUAAACGUUUUUGUUGUCCACUUUGUAACACAUCACUAAAAGAAUGUCAGAGUUCUGACUGAGGAGGGUUAAAAAAAGGUUUUUACAGAUGUCACUUGGUGUGCUGCUUGACCAAACUAAACUGUUCAAAUAAUUGAAGGGUUGUGUCUGGAUUGUACAUUCCAUUCUUGAAAUUAUUUAAAUAAAUAAGUGUGAAAAAUAAUCUGUUGGGUAAAAACCAUAUUUGCAUCAGCUGAGAAGAGGAGAACCGAACCAAAUGUCACACUAAAGGAAAGGAAGGCCUGGUGUUUUCCCCAGAGUCGCAACCAUGAAGUUUAUUUUGAUACUUCAGAGUUUAGCAUAAAAAUGUAAGUUAUUUUAAAUGACCAUCAGCUUUCUUCUCAAGCAGGCUAAAUUCACUGAUGAUUCAAAGGGUUUAAUAAACAACUGCAAUCUGUGAA